AACAAUUUUGUGUCUCUGGUCUAAGGGAGAUAACUCCAAAUAAUGGCUUAAAAAGAUGGCAACUAUUCAAGAUUCAAGUACUGGUACUGGUAAUUUUAGUUCGGCUUCAUCUCUACUCGCAACUAUAGUCUAUAAGUAUAACCUUCGGGCAUCUUAAGUUACGCUAUAGUAGGCAAGGAAUAUAAUAAUGUUCUUUAGUUUCUACUAUAGUUUACUAGUAAAGCCUAUACUAUAUAGGCCAUGGUCUUUAGAUAAUAAAGACUUAACAUGCACAACCAAUCAGAAUUGCGAUGUUUCCAGCAUUGUGAUCGAUCAACUAAUAUAAUUUGUUUUAAUGUACCUGAACAUUGUCCACUAUGUGGAAAGAAUACAUCAGAAACCGAGAGUCGCAUACCUCCAUACAUUUUGCCAUCACCUAUAGCAGCAGCUACAAAAUGGCCAAGCAGUCUAGUUCUGAAACCAACUGAUGGUGAUUUUAUAUGUGAUUUUACAAAGACUUCAAACUUGCAUAUUGGAGUGACAGAUAGCACAGGCGCAGUUUAUGAUUUUGAUGAACAUGGUCUCCAUGUUGGAUCACCAUGGUUGUGCUGUAUUCAGGUGCCUGUGUUGUCUCCUGGUGACAUAGAUAUCAGUGAUUGGGAUAAUAGAUUAUUCUACUAUGCUAAACCAAACAAUUGGACACCAACAAGGUAUCACGACAUGAACAAUAACUGUUUUGAUUUUGUUCUUGGAUUCCUACGAUCUAUACCACAUCUAGCAACCAUUCCAUCCCUUAGCAACAAGCGAACAUUCUGUGAUGACUUUAUAGUGAGAAAAACAAGGAAAACUUCUCAAUAUAUCAGCCUAUAUAAACAAGUUUUACAAAAUGGCAGUGUUUGUCAAAAAACAUAGUAUUCCAAAACAGUUGAUAGUCAGUCGGGCAAACAGUAAAAAUCUUAGGUGUAGAAGCAUGAAUGUUGAGAAACGGUUACGUUUGGUUUCUGGCUAACUAAUCACAUUGGGUAGUUGAGGCUUAUGGUUCACUGGAUAUAGGCAUACUGUCACAUAUUCUACAAGAACUAACAGACUGUACUUAUCAAACUACCUAACGAAAAUACAAAACACAGAUAAUCCAAAAUGUCAAAGUUAGCCAAGUGACUUGUGGUAUAAGGUGUUCUGAAAAGAGUAAGCAUACCCUGCCUCAUGUACUUAAAGUUAUCUAAUGCAGCUCAACAAAUUAAGGGGAGUUGUCUAAUGUGUGCACUUAAGAUCAGAAGGUCCUGUCAUGGAGACAAGCGUGUGGGUUUAAUUCAAGGUGUAUACGCGACCAGGGUCACGUUUAGCAGUCGGAUAGACAUCCUACUAUUUUUUACACAUCAGAUGUAUCACAUUUAUAAAUUUGGAGGGAGCCACGGUGGCUAAGUGAGGACGUUAACCUGGAGGUCCCGUGUUCGAUCCCUGCGUUCGCCAAGAAAGUUUAUCAGGAUUUUCCAGUAUGGUUCCCCUUUGUCAGUGGUGUAGGACGGAGGGCCGGUCAAGGGACAACGUAUAGUCAUUCAGAUGGGACGAAAACCAAGGUCCGGUGUACACAUUGGCAGUUGGAAUUCGAUAUUAUAAGUGUAAGCCAUAGUGCAGCUGUCCGGCAAAAUUUCCCUCAAUCCCGUCUUCAUUAGCCCAGUCGGAGCAGAACAGUAGGACGUUAAACCCCAUUUUAUUUCAUUUUAUAAAUUUGGAAGUAACAUAACCUGUUUAUAUUUUUGGCAAUAUUUAUGUAUAAUAUUAAAAAAGUUUAAUAUAAUAUUAAUGUACAACAAUAUAAUAAAUAAAAUGAAACAAAUUCACAUAGGCUUUCUUUUAUACAUAGUUUAACUGGACAUAUCUUUUAUACUACGGAGAUGAACACACACUACAAGUUUAGUUUAGCUGAAUACCAUACAAGUACAGUUUAGUUGUGAAGCUUAUUAAAUGUC
Messenger RNA from Patella vulgata (common limpet), 1949 nucleotides. RefSeq names its product MKRN2 opposite strand protein. The coding region runs from base 268 to 891 and encodes 207 amino acids. Lineage: Eukaryota; Metazoa; Mollusca; Gastropoda; Patellidae. The transcript is spliced from 6 exons. The record is from RefSeq and is a predicted model, not a curated record.